CUUCUACCACCACCACUGCUGCGCUGGCUACCUCACUCUGUUGUUGUUGCACCAAUGCCGCUGCUCAAGUAUAAGCGGACAUUGUGUCUAUGCUCUGCAACCUUGUUUGUUGCCUCGGUUGGCUUUUCACUGAGUGUGCUUGCGACUGUUGUUUCUUUCUUGGCGACGACUUAUUUUUGGAGCGACCCUCCACCUCCCCCCGCCAGUAUUCUAUUACAAGCCCCCAAGUUGUCCCCAGCGUUUCGCAUCGACAAAGAUGAGAAAGCUCGGGCUAUUGUGGCAUCCACUCCUUCAUCCACUUCAUCUCCUCCACCAAUACGAACCACAGUUAGCAUAAACUCGGCUCGGUCAGUCAGUCCGAGACCGACCCCGCCCCGCAGCGACAUUGAAACGCCGCAGCAAUCAGCACUACAACUGCCUGGUAGUCCCACCGAGCGGUCACGUUCUCCACGCCGAAGAAAGACUUCGCCGUCGCCUUUGCGCUCUCUGCCCCCAACAAACACGCGCCACGCGUAUCAAAUCGAGCGGGAUGUUGAGCCAGAUAUUCCGAAGAUCGCGCUUUCUCCUGCCCCGGCCAAGCUGCAUUUCGAAGAAACGCGGCCUUCCACUUCUACUAGUUCAACACUUGUCGCCUCCGAGCCAGACGAGUUUGCCUCACACCGCGGUCGGAAACCCGGCCGUUUGCGGUCCAAGAUCGUUCAGCUGUUUGGUGGAGACAAGAAACGGGAAAAAUCAACCUCGAGAGUGAGAAAGCAAGAACAUGUGCAGCCUCCUCCUGCUCCUGACAGGCGACACUCAAUGCCUCCCCCGACAAACAACACGCUUUCUUUAACAAUACCGCAAUCCUCAAGUUUUGUUCCACCGCCAGAGCCAAUGAUGUGCUCCGAAAAGGACAGGUCACGCUCUCUAAUGCUCCGUGUAGCUUCGUGCCCCAUCAUGCACCACAGCCGACAAGACAGCAUUCCAGACACAGCAUCAAGUCUGCUCUCUCCCACAACCGAUUCGGCGCCAUCAUCUCCUUCAACAUCUCCACUUUCACCCACCAUACAGCUUCCCGCCGCUGAUCCUGAAGAGCCCCAGACGCCGCAACGGAAAUCGAGGUCCAAAUCAUUGAAGGCCAGAAAUCCGUGCAAAUCGGGGCCGAGCACGCCGACAACGCCCACCCCAAAGCUACGAACUCAGCCAUAUGCAGCACCGUAUUUCAUCCCCACGCCAGAUACGGAUGGUGUUGAAGAACCGCUGUCACCGUCGACUCUGACGCGGGAGAGGGAACGGAGGAAUCCAAGUCGGCGACGGACGAUGCCACCGGAAAGCGAAACCAGCCCGACAAGCAUCAAGCCGACGAGAAGGAUGUCGGGGUUGGGUAUGGAGGUCUUCACUGCAGCAGAUUUAGCAUCUACAUAG
This is a messenger RNA of Mycena indigotica, 1404 nucleotides long. RefSeq lists its product as uncharacterized. Bases 55 to 1404 code for a protein of 449 amino acids. The record is from RefSeq and is a predicted model, not a curated record. The transcript is spliced from 3 exons. NCBI's taxonomy places the organism in Eukaryota, Fungi, Basidiomycota, Agaricomycetes, Agaricales, Mycenaceae.